GAGCUCGAGACAUCGAGGAGGGGAGUAAGAAGCAUCCGAGGAGGCGAUAGAGGAGGAGACGGUGAGUGUGUAUGUGUUCUAUUUUACCGUGUGGCUUUUCGGGGGGCGAGAGGAGGCUUGAGAGAGGGUAAGAGAGAAGCAGAAAGAGUUGCUAUGGAAAUAUAUGACCACAUAAAAGGAAGUCCAUUCUGCUAAUUCUGAUACCUGAGAUGUAACUGGAUUGAAGAGUGGAACAGGAAAAAUUUUAGUGCCAACUUUAAUUACAAUGGCCACUGAUUCAGGGGAGCCAGCCAGCACAGAAGAUUCUGAGAAACCUGAUAGAGUUUCAUUCGACAGCAGAGUUCCUCAAGUUGUUGCAACUUUGACAGUAGAAGCUAGGCUAAAGGAAAAAAACAGUACCCCCUCUGCUUCUGGAGAAACCGUAGAAAGGAAGAGAUUUUUCCGAAAGAGUGUUGAGAUGACGGAAGAUGAUAAAGUUGCCGAAUCUUCCUCCAAAGAUGAGAGAAUAAAGGCUGCAACGAAUAUUCCAAGAGCAGAUAAACUUCCUACAAAUGUGCUAAGAGGUGGACAAGAAGUUAAAUAUGAACAAUGUUCAAAGGCAACUUUGGAAACUUCAAAAGAUUGUUUCAAGGAGAAAAAUGAAAAGGAAAUGGAAGAAGAAGCAGAAAUGAAGGCUGUAGCUACUUCUCCUAGUGGCAGGUUCCUGAAAUUUGACAUAGAGCUGGGAAGAGGAGCAUUUAAAACAGUAUAUAAAGGACUGGACACUGAAACAUGGGUUGAGGUUGCUUGGUGUGAACUGCAGGACCGGAAGUUAACCAAAGCUGAACAGCAAAGGUUCAAGGAAGAAGCAGAGAUGUUGAAGGGUCUCCAGCAUCCCAAUAUAGUUCGAUUUUAUGAUUCCUGGGAGUCUAUAUUAAAAGGAAAGAAGUGUAUUGUAUUAGUGACUGAACUAAUGACAUCCGGAACCUUAAAAACGUACUUAAAACGAUUUAAAGUCAUGAAACCAAAGGUCUUAAGGAGCUGGUGCAGACAAAUUUUAAAGGGGUUGCAGUUCCUGCAUACUAGGACUCCCCCUAUUAUUCACCGGGAUCUGAAGUGUGACAAUAUUUUCAUCACGGGACCCACAGGAUCUGUGAAGAUUGGUGAUCUAGGACUAGCCACCUUAAUGCGCACAUCAUUUGCUAAGAGUGUCAUUGGGACUCCUGAGUUUAUGGCCCCAGAGAUGUAUGAAGAGCACUAUGAUGAAUCUGUAGAUGUCUAUGCUUUUGGAAUGUGUAUGCUGGAAAUGGCUACUUCAGAGUACCCUUAUUCUGAGUGUCAGAAUGCAGCUCAAAUAUACCGUAAAGUAACUAGUGGCAUAAAACCAGCCAGCUUCAAUAAAGUCACUGAUCCUGAAGUGAAAGAAAUUAUUGAGGGAUGUAUUCGUCAAAACAAAUCUGAAAGGUUGUCUAUCAGGGACCUACUAAACCACGCAUUUUUUGCUGAGGAUACAGGACUGAGGGUGGAGUUAGCAGAUGAUGAUGAUUGCUCAAAUUCAUCCUUGGCUUUACGACUCUGGGUUGAAGACCCUAAAAAAUUGAAAGGCAAACACAAAGACAAUGAAGCUAUUGAAUUCAGUUUCAAUUUAGAAACAGAUACACCUGAGGAAGUGGCAUAUGAAAUGGUAAAGUCUGGAUUCUUCCAUGAAAGUGAUUCCAAAGCCGUUGCUAAAUCCAUUAGAGACCGGGUGACCCUGAUAAAGAAGACGAGGGAGAAGAAACCUGCUGGCUGUUUGGAAGAACGCAGGGAUUCCCAGUGCAAGUCUAUGGGGAAUGUAGUCCCUCAGCACCAGAAUACAACUUUGCCCCCUGCUCCUGCUCAGCAGGCUGGGGCUGAAUGUGAGGAAACUGAAGUUGAUCAACAUGUUCGACAACAGCUUCUACAAAGAAAACCACAGCAGCACUGCUCCUCAGUUACAGGUGACAAUUUGUCUGAGGCAGGAGCUGGAUCAGUUAUACAUUCGGAUACUUCCAGUCAGCCCAGUAUAGCCUAUUCCUCAAACCAGACGACGAGCUCUCAAAUGGUUUCUAACAUCCCACAAGCCGAAAUGAAUGUUCCAGGGAAAAUUUACCCAUCUCAGCAACUAGUAGGACAUUACCAGCAAAUUUCAGGGUUGCAGAAGCAGCCAAAGCUGACUCAGCCCCAUAUUUUGCCUUUGGUUCAAGGUCAGUCCACUGUUUUGCCUGUACAUGUCCUUGGACCUACAGUUGUUUCACAACCCCAAGUUUCCCCAUUAACUGUCCAGAAGGUCUCACAGAUAAAGCCUAUAUCUCAACCAGCUGGAGUUGAACAAGCAGCUCUUCCAAAACCAGACUUAGUUCGAAGCUUGAAUCAAGAUGUGACAGCUGUGAAGGAAAACACCAAUAAUCCCGAUAACCCAAGUGGAAAUGGCAAACAGGAUCGGAUCAAACAGAGAAGAGCUUCCUGUCCCCGACCAGAGAAAGGGACUAAAUUUCAGCUUACUGUCCUUCAGGUGUCAACCUCUGGAGACAACAUGGUGGAGUGUCAGCUGGAGACACACAACAACAAGAUGGUCACCUUCAAGUUUGAUGUUGAUGGUGAUGCACCAGAGGAUAUUGCAGACUAUAUGGUUGAAGAUAACUUUGUGCUGGAAAGUGAGAAAGAAAAAUUUGUAGGAGAAUUGAGGACUAUCGUAGGUCAAGCCCAGGAGAUCCUUCAUGUCCACUCUGCUGCAGAAAGAGCCACUGGAGUUGACUCUAUUACUGUGGAAUCCAACAGUAGCCAAACAGGAUCAUCUGAACAAGUACAGAUCAAUUCUGCAUCCACUCAAACCAGCAAUGAAUCUGCUCCUCAGUCAUCCCCAGUUGGUCGGUGGCGAUUUUGUAUCAAUCAAACAAUAAAAAACCGUGAGGUUCAGUCUCCUCCUCUUCAGCAUUCUAUGUCUACGGUUCCUGGGCUACAUCCACUUCCUAGUCCAAGAAACACAAAUAAUAAGGAAAUAUCACAGGACAUACUGCUUACUAUAGAAAAUAAUCCAUACCAGCGUGCACUUUUCACCUCCAAAUCAGAACACAAGGAUGUAGUUGAUGGUAAGAUUUCUGAAUGUGCUAGUGUAGAAACUGAGCAGCCACUUUAUCAAGUGGUAGAUAAUGGGCAGAUAAUGGUACCAGUUACUAGUAGUUCCAAUUAUUCUGCUACUUCAGUUUGUGCCAUUCCAAUUGAAUGUGAGGGACUCGCCAACCAAGCAGGCAUAUUCAUACCUGUGUAUUCAUGUCACCAAGCUGCCAGUCAGGCCGAUGUACUUAUGGCCCAUCCUGGCGAAUCAACUCAGAUUGCUGGUAACCCUAUUACUACUCCGGCAUUUGUAUCUGAUCAAAAGCCUCAAUCCUUGUCAGUACAACAGCCAACUAUGGAUGCAGAGUUUUUUUCCCAAGAAGGAGAAAUGACACUGAACACUGAAGCAGUUUCUCCUAAGACAGUUAUUCCCACUCAGACCCCUGGCCUGGAACCAACUAGUCUUCUACCCACUACUGUCUUGGAAUCAGAUGGGGAAAGACCUCCAAAAAUGGAGUUUGCAGACAACCGAAUUAAAACUCUGGAUGAAAAAUUAAGAAACUUGCUCUAUCAGGAGCAUAACAUCUCUAGCAUCUAUACUGAGAGUCAGAAGGAUACUCAAAGCAUAGACUCUCCAUUUUCCUCCUCUGCUGAAGAUACACUCUCCUGUCCAGUGCCAGAAGUCAUAGCCAUCAGUCACUGUGGAAUUCAAGAUAGCCCUGGACAAUCCCCUAAUUUCCAACAGACAGGCUCUAAGAUUCUGUCCAAUGUGGCUGUGAGUCAGCCUGCUAACCUAUCAGUGUUCAAAAGGGACCUGAAUGUGAUAACUUCUGUACCCAGCGAAUUGUGUUUGCAUGAGAUGUCCUCAGAUGCUUCACUUCCAGGGGAUCCAGAGGCCUAUCCUGCUGCUGUGUCAAGCGGUGGAGCCAUUCAUCUGCAGACAGGAGGUGGAUAUUUUGGCCUAAGCUUUACUUGUCCUAGUCUCAAAAAUCCUAUUAGCAAGAAAUCCUGGACUCGCAAAUUAAAAAGCUGGGCAUACAGGCUACGGCAGUCAACCAGCUUUUUCAAGAGAUCAAAAGUCCGUCAAGUGGAAACAGAAGAUAAGAGAUCAGCAAUUGCUCCUGAUCCCAUUCCUCUGACACGGGAGUCCACAGAUGAUAUUAGGGCUUUGAGUAGAUGGAAAGCGAUGACUGGAUCGUUUCAGCGGGGUCGGUUCCAGGUGAUUACAGUUCCUCAGGAGCAGUCAGUGAAAAUCACAUCUUUUGAAAUAGAACACAUACCAGCGUUCAAUGAAACAACAAACCAUUCCAGUGAAGAAACUCUAGCCUUUAUUGAAACAGCAAAGUCUCAGUUGGUAGAAGUGGAACCUGCCACGCACAAUCCACAAGCUUCAUUUUCUUCUCAGAAGUUACGAGCUCUUCAUGAAACCUUUAAAGAAGAUAAAGGAAUUCCCAAACAAGGUGACAACUUCUUAUCUUUCAGCACAGCUUGUGAGACUGAUGUAUCUUCAGUGACCCCAGAAAAGGAAUUGGAAGAAACUUCAGCCACAGGAAGUAGCAUGCAGUCUGGAUCUGAACUGUUGCUUAAAGAGAGAGAAAUACUACCUGCUGGGAAACAGCCUAGCUCUGACAGUGAAUUUUCAGCCAGCCUUGCUGGCAGUGGAAAGUCAGUGGCAAAGACUGGUCCAGAGAGUGAUCAGUGCUUACCACUCCAUGAAGAACAAGCCUAUGCUCAAACACAGAGUUCACUCUUCUAUUCGCCAUCUUCCCCAAUGAGCAGUGAUGAUGAGUCAGAAAUAGAGGACGAGGACUUAAAGGUGGAGCUUCAAAGGUUACGAGAAAAACACAUACAGGAGGUGGUAAAUCUUCAAACUCAGCAGAAUAAGGAGCUUCAGGAGCUCUAUGAACGCCUUCGGUCAAUCAAAGAUAGCAAAACCCAGUCUUCAGAGAUUCCUUUGCCACCUGCAUCACCACGUCGACCGAGAUCUUUCAAAAGCAAACUUCGCAGCCGCCCCCAGUCCUUGACACAUGUGGACAAUGGCAUAGUUGCCACAGAUCCACUGUGCGUGGAGAGUAAUGCAACAGCAUGCCAGCAAUCUCCAGCCACUAAAAAAGGGAUGUUCACAGAUGAUUUACACAAGCUGGUGGAUGACUGGACAAAGGAAGCAGUAGGAAAUUCUCUUAUUAAGCCAAGUUUAAACCAACUUAAACAGAGUCAACACAAAUUAGAGACAGAAAACUGGAACAAAGUAUAUGAAAAUACUUCAUCUACUAUGGGCUACACAUCAACAUGGAUUUCUUCUCUGUCCCAAAUCCGUGGAGCUGUCCCAACUUCCUUACCACAAGGACUCUCACUCCCUUCAUUUCCUGGGCCAUUAUCAUCAUAUGGAAUGCCCCAUGUUUGUCAGUAUAAUGCUGUGGGGGGGACAGGGUAUCCAGUACAGUGGGUAGGAAUUUCAGGAACAACACAACAGUCUGUAGUAAUUCCUACCCAAUCUGGGGGACCAUUCCAGCCGGGGAUGAGUUUGCAGGCAUUUCCAACUUCACCAGUGCAGAAUCCAGCCACAAUCCCUCCUGGUCCCAAAUGAAUCAGAGUAGAUGAUGAAGAAAAGGGAGAAUUUUUUCAGAAUUAUUUUCAGGACACCUAAGACAUUAAAGUUUCUUCUUCUUG
Molecule: messenger RNA, 5724 nt
Organism: Propithecus coquereli (Coquerel's sifaka)
Lineage: Eukaryota; Metazoa; Chordata; Mammalia; Primates; Indriidae
Gene: WNK3
Product: WNK lysine deficient protein kinase 3
Exons: 23
Coding region: 266-5641 (1791 amino acids)
Biological process (GO): positive regulation of sodium ion transmembrane transporter activity; negative regulation of sodium ion transport; monoatomic ion homeostasis
Cellular component (GO): cytoplasm; cytosol
Molecular function (GO): chloride channel inhibitor activity; protein serine/threonine kinase activity; potassium channel inhibitor activity
Source: RefSeq, a predicted model, not a curated record